AUGGCGGAAGAGUCCCCCGAGCUCCAGGCCGCUUUGCGGACCCUAGAUCGGGAAUUGGAGGAGGGCGAUAUCACCGAGAAAGGUGAUCCCGAGGAUAGGGACCAGCAGGGGGUUAAGCAAUCUAGAAAACUGACAACAACAAGAUAUCAAAAGCGCCGUACGGCCUUACUCUCGCAAUAUUUCGGCCCAAACAAACCUCUUGAGAUCAAUCCUCACGUCAACGCUGGCUAUGAUCCAUCUCCAACUAGCCCUGGAGUCGCCCCGUCGGCCAUUUUGAAUGUUCGCCCUCCAACCGCCGAAUCCUCGAUCCAUGGAAUAUCUUCUACCUACGCAGACGAUUACGAUGAUCACCGCAGCGGAAGCCUCGGAUAUAGCCAUGGCGCCAAUUCAGACCAGAAUCAAUCAAGGAAGCCCUCGGGGCCCCACGAGGGAGACCGUGCGGGCAUGCUCCAAGCAAGUGCUCAUGACCGAAUGCCUUCAUCGAGCUCCUACGACUCUUUAUUCCUGCCUAGGCCCCCGAUUCCAGGUUCUCAGGGCCCGGAUGGCUCCAGAACGGCAACUUUGAUGAGCCAGAAUUACGCCUUCAACCCUAACUCGCAACCAGAAUAUGUGUCCCAACCUGAGUAUGGUCAGACUGAGUACGCCCAAGCUGAGUAUCCUCCGGCCGAAUACGCUCAAUCCGAGUAUGUGGACGACGGAACGUUGUACUACGACCCUGCGUCUGGUGGUCCCACACGGCAGUCCACAAUGCUUGAUUCUCAACAAGGUUACUUCUCCGACUUUGCGGGUCAGCAGCAUGAUGAUUACAGAGAUAGCUAUGGGGGUGGUUUCCAUCGCUACUCUCAGUCCGGCGAAGCCUUUUCGCCUACAGCGAACAUGGCACCGCCAUUGAUCUCUGCGUCGGAAUUUCAGCAUGGACCGGCGAUUGAGCAUUUGCUCCCGCUUGAGCCUCGAGAGAUUCCUUUCGCAUUAAACGAUCCUCACGACAAGAACAUCCCAAUGUCUAACUUUGACAAUCUCCCCACAGUCUUGCGACACCGCGCUCGAGCUCACCCCAAGCAAGCGGCGUACUGGGUGCUGGAUCCAAAGGGCAAGGAAAUUGCGUCCAUUACCUGGGAAAAGCUAUCUACCCGCGCAGAGAAAGUUGCGCAAGUUAUUCGCGAUAAGAGUAACCUCUAUCGUGGAGACAGGGUUGCUCUCAUUUACCGCGAAGCUGAAAUUAUUGAGUUCGCUGUCGCGCUUCUGGGCUGCUUCAUCGCAGGAGUUGUAGCUGUGCCCAUCAAUAGUCUAGACGACUACACAAGUCUGAACCUGCUGCUCACCUCCACCCAAGCACACCUGGCUUUGACAACAGAGAACAACUUGAAGAAUUUCCAACGCGAUAUCACAGCACAGAAAUUGAGCUGGCCCAAAGGAGUCGAGUGGUGGAAGACGAAUGAAUUCGGCAGUUUCCACCCAAAGAAGAAGGACGACACGCCUCCUCUGCAGGUCCCCGAUCUGGCUUACAUUGAAUUCGCACGGGCUCCUACGGGUGAUAUGCGUGGUGUUGUGAUGAGCCACCGGACUAUCAUGCAUCAGAUGGCAUGCUUGAGCGCUAUAAUUUCCACAGUCCCCACAGAUGCCAGUGCCAGGCAAUAUGCGACCAAGGGUGAAACCAUUAUCAGUUAUCUCGACCCAAGACAAGGCAUCGGUAUGAUUAUAGCUAUCCUUUUCACUGUUUACGGUGGCCAUACGACGGUGUGGCACGAGGACCGCGCAGUAGAGACGCCUGGUCUUUACGCACAUCUCAUCACCAAGUACAAGGCGACAGUCAUGGCGACCGACUACUCUGGCUUAAAAAUCGCCACCUACAACUACCAGCAAGAUCCGAUGUCGACCAGACAUUUCAAAAAGAACUCGGAGCCUAAUUUCAGCAGUGUUAAAAUCUGUCUUAUCGAUACUCUUACUCUCGACCCCGAGUUCCACGAAAUUUUGGCCGACAGAUGGCUCCGUCCAAUGAGAAACCCACGCGCCAGAGAAAUUGUGGCACCAAUGCUUUGUUUGCCGGAACAUGGAGGUAUGGUUAUCAGUAUGCGUGAUUGGCUUGGUGGUGAAGAGCGGAUGGGAUGUUCUUUGACCCAUGAAAUGGACCCGGCUGGGCGCGAUGAGAAGAAGGAAGACGAGAGCCUCGUCAAGUCUGAGACCAACACUGGCUUUGGAAGCAGUCUUUUGGGCGGUGGAUCACGAGUCUCUGCCCCCAAGCAGAGCACCAAGAAUGAGCUUUGUGAGGUUCUUUUGGACAAAGAGGCGUUGAAGAGCAACGAAGUCGUCGUUUUAGCUAUGGGUGAAGAUGCCCGAAAGUAUGCCAGCAGUAUGCCACAUGCUGUGCGCGUUGGCGCCUUCGGCUAUCCAAUUCCCGAUGCAACUCUUGCCGUUGUUGACCCCGAAACCAAUCUCCUCUGCACACCCAAUGUUGUUGGAGAAAUUUGGGUUGACUCGCCGUCUCUUUCUGGUGGCUUCUGGGCAUUGCCCAAACACACAGAAGCUAUCUUUCAUGCCCGGCCCUACAAAUUUGAGGAGGCCAACCCAACACCGAUCCUCGUGGAGCCCGAGUUCCUGCGGACGGGUCUGCUUGGAUGUGUGAUUGAGGGCAGACUGUUCGUUCUCGGUCUCUAUGAGGACCGCCUCCGUCAAAAGGUGGAAUGGGUAGAGCACGGUCAAGAGAUUGUCGAGCACCGAUACUUCUUCGUCCAGCAUUUGACUGUCAGCAUUUUGAAGCAGGUGCCGAAAAUCCAUGAUUGCACUGCGUUCGAUGUAUUUGUGAACGAAGAACAUCUCCCAGUGAUUGUUCUGGAGUCUUAUUCGGCUUCAACUGCACCAACAACUUCUGGAGGCCCACCCAGACAGCUCGACUCAGUCCUGCUUGACUCGCUAGCAGACCGGUGUAUGGAAGUUUUGUACCAAGAGCAUCACCUCCGAGUGUACUGCGUUCUACUCACAGCUCCAAACACUCUGCCGCGUGUGACCAAGAACGGUAGACAAGAAAUCGGUAACAUGCUCUGUCGCAAGGAUUUCGAAUCUGGUAUGCUGCAAGCAGUGCAUGUCAAAUUCGGAGUCGAACGAUCAGUGAUGAAUCUUCCGGUCGGUGUUGAUCCCGAGGGAGGCAUCUGGUCCCCAGUUGCUCUGGCGUCGAGACAAGAUUUGCUUGCUUAUCAAGAGAAGCAAUACUCUGGCGUCGACUAUCGCGAUGUGGUUAUGGAUGACCGAACCUCCACUCCAUUGAACAACUUCAACACUAUUGUCGAUCUCCUUCACUGGCGAGUUUCCCGCCAGGCCGAAGAACUCGCUUAUUGCUCUAUCGAUGGCCGUGGAAAGGAAGGAAAAGGCAUCACUUGGAAAAAAUUCGACCUGAAGGUUUCAGCCGUGGCAACCUACCUUAAAAACAAGGUGAAGGUGCGACCAGGCGAUCAUCUCGUGCUGAUGUACACCCACUCGGAGGACUACAUUUACGCCGUUCAUGCUUGUUUCUGCUUGGGCGCUAUUGCUAUACCAAUGGCCCCUAUCGAUCAAAACCGUCUGUCAGAGGAUGCACCUGCAUUCCUACACAUCAUCAGUGAUUUCGGUGUCAAGGCCAUCAUCGUCAACACAGAUGUUGACCAUGUGAUGAGACAGAAGCUGGUCUCUCAGCACAUCAAGCAGUCCGCACAGGUCCUCCGAAUUGGUGUCCCUGCCAUCUACAAUACCACCAAGCCGUCGAAGCAGUCCCACGGCUGCCGCGAGCUUGGCUACACAGUGAAGGAUGCUUGGCUCCAGGCCGGAAAGCCCGCCCUGAUCUGGACUUACUGGACACCGGAUCAGCGAAGAAUCUCCGUCAACAUCUCCCACGAAACGAUCAUGGGCAUGUGCAAGGUUCAGAAGGAGACCUGUCAAAUGACAAGCUCAAGGCCAGUGCUUGGAAGUGUGCGCAGUACCCUGGGUCUCGGAUUCCUCCACACCUGCUUGAUGGGUAUAUUUGUUGGCGCCCCUACAUAUCUCGUCUCGCCUGUUGACUUUGCCACGAACCCCAUGACUCUCUUCGUAACUCUGGCUCGAUACAAGAUCAAGGAUACCUACGCCACCAGUCAGAUGUUGGAUUAUGCCAUGAGUGCCAUGGCUGGAAAGGGUUUCCAGCUGCAAGAAUUAAAGAAUCUGAUGAUCUCUUCUGAGAGUCGUCCCAGAGUGGAUAUCUAUGGGAAGGUCCGCUUGCAUUUCGCCAAUGCUAGUUUAGACCGUACGGCAAUCAACGUCGUUUAUUCACACGUUCUCAACCCCAUGGUCACCACACGAUCAUACAUGUGCAUUGAGCCGAUCGAGCUCUGGCUGGACCUGCGAAGCCUCCGCCAAGGCCUGAUUUACCCUGUUGAUCCCGACGCCGACCCAACCGCACUUUUGCUACAGGAUUCUGGUAUGGUACCGGUUAACACGCAGAUCGCGAUUGUGAAUCCAGAAACCUGUACCCUCGCUCAUGUUGGGGAGUACGGUGAGAUCUGGAUUCAGUCCGAUGCUUGUGCCCAAGGAUUUUACAAAUCCAAGCAAGAGUUCGACUCCGAGCGGUUGAAUGGCCGCGUUACGGAUGGCGAUCCGAGCGUGCCUUACGUUCGUACUGGUGACCUAGGUUUCCUUCACACUGUUACUCGGCCGAUUGGGCCUGGUGGUCAGCCGGUGGAGAUGCAAGUGCUAUUUCUUCUCGGUAGCAUUGGUGAGACUUUCGAGGUCAAUGGUCUUAACCACUUCCCUAUGGACAUUGAGAACUCUGUGGAAAGGUGUCAUCGCAACAUUGUGAAUGGAGGAUGUGCUAUUUUCCAAGCUGGUGGCUUAGUUGUAGUUGUUGUCGAGGUCACUCGAAAGGCCUACUUAGCCUCUCUUGUUCCCGUCAUCGUCGAUGCCAUCCUCAUGGAGCAUCAAGUCAUCGCUGACAUUGUCGCCUUUGUUUCUCAUGGCGAUUUCCCUCGCUCUCGCCUGGGUGAGAAGCAACGCGGAAAGGUUCUCGCCUCCUGGGUGACUCGGAAGCUACGCACCAUUGCUCAGUUCAGCAUUCGCGAUCUGGAAGGUUCGGAUAAUCCAUUUGGAGAAAUGCCUCAUCAUCGUUUGAGCAGGGUUUCCAAGCCUGGAAGCACCAUGGGCACUAGCAUCCGACAGUCUACCAUGAACCCAGACAUGGAGCCGGUCCCACACUCCCCAGCCGGCGUGACGCUGGAGGAAACGGUUCAUCCAUCAGCGACCUACCCUGCCGAGGGUUCUGGAUCUACGCGGCAUGACCUUGAGAACACCAACGACAAUAGCGUGAAAUCAACUCCCGUCCCCGAGCCCACCCCUGGUGUGCCUCAUAUCAAGGAGCCGCAGUCCGCGACCAUCGUCACCGAGUUCGACGAUCACCACUACGACACCCUGGAUCACCCCGAGGGAGUAGACGCCAGCCGUAACUUCCGCUUUAGCUUCGAGACGCCUCUCGAGACUCCUCCUUCACAGGGAUCUACCGGCGGUGAACAUCCCACAGCAGGACAUGGCUCACUUUCUAGUCAACAGCAAUGGGAAUACAACGGUGGCGGGCCAAUUGGCACGGCUCAAGCCGAACCCGGCCGUCCGCGUACGCAGGACAGUGGAGUGAUUGACGACUGGCCCCAAGAAGCUCUGAUGUACCAGUCAGCGCUCGGUGGAGAGGAUGGUCAUGGUCAUGAUCAUCACCCACCGGGUGGGCGAAAUCCAUAUUAUGGAACUGGGUACGGGGCUUAA
Messenger RNA from Penicillium soppii, 5751 nucleotides. Its product is annotated as putative AMP binding domain protein. Bases 1 to 5751 code for a protein of 1916 amino acids. Gene Ontology annotation, cellular component: cytosol. Lineage: Eukaryota; Fungi; Ascomycota; Eurotiomycetes; Eurotiales; Aspergillaceae. The record is from RefSeq and is a predicted model, not a curated record. The transcript is spliced from 3 exons.